AUGGCCCCACACGGCCCUCUCGCUCGACCGACCACACUGCGGGCAGUUAACCAGGGGCCAGUGCGGCCAUACGGGCUGGCGUGGGCGUUUCCGGGGUGGCGGCCGCACGAUCAAUCCUGGCCGUACUGCGCGCUGCUCCAGGAUCGUAGCACCGGCCGAUUCUGCAAGCCCAGCACUUUCAGGUGUGGAUAUCAGAACGGAAACUUCCAGCUGAAUGUCUCGGGCCGUUGCAGGGGCGAUUUCUUCUGCGGAGACGCGCAGAUACCCUGCGGGUCCUACAAGUCCGAGAGAAUGACCUGCGACUGUCUGGGGAAUUUCCAGAGCAUAGAUUACCGCAACCUGCGAUGCUCUGGCCGACCAGCCGACGGCGUGCAGCGUUUGCCAAAACCCCUGCAGUGGAAAUUAGUGUUGGUCGCCGUCGUUCGUGACGAGUUCGACUAUCUGCCCGAUUGGGUUCUCUACCACAGAGCCCUGGGCGUCCACGCGUUUGUGCUAGUGUCGAAUCAGUGCAGCAACGCCUCCCACCAACGCUUGCUAGACACCGUCGACGGCCCUAAGCAGCGAGGCGUGCUAGUUGAAGUCAUGCCAAGCUUCCGAUGUGCAAAGAAAUUCCAGACCGCCGCUUAUCGAGCCGCCAUUCGGCACCUCUCGCUGCGCCAACAGCAACACCGCCUAUCGCUGGUCGCCCACCGGACACGCGUCGGCUUCAUAGACAUAGACGAGUUCCUCGUUAUCGGAUCGCAGCCCAACUCUUUCAGCAGUCGAACUCUUUCAGACCAGCUCUUUCAGCCCGGCAUGGGCUGUGCCACGCGCAACGGAAAUUGCGUCGCCCCCCAAGCCUGUCAGGCUGCUCCCAUGUGGACCGUGGGCUCGGUUGUCUUUGGAACCUCCUUUGUCGCACUUGCUCCUGAAAUUGGCCCGGUCCCCGCCAACUUUUUGCUCGCAGCUCAGGACACCUGCGACCGCAACUGCACGGGGCCAGACAUAGUCGCGCUGUCCCAGCGCUCGAUGCACAAGUCGUUCUGCAUCCUGAGCGAGCUAAUUGCGCGCCCGAAUCAAACAUUCCCACUAGGAUUGGGAAGCUGGGUGCACGAGUGCCUGCCGACAGCGCUCGGAGUCGCCCUGCCCGGCGCCGACGCGCGCCUCAAUCACUACUUCACCAAGAGCCGCAGCGAAUAUCGUAAGAAGCGGUGGCGGGGCCGGGCAGACAAGCCCAAGAGCUGGUAUGCAGAUUUGAGAAAUGAGUCGCUUUGGUCUGCGCGCGUGGACCUUCGCCUGGUAGAACAACUUGCACUACGGUACCAACACUCUAGCGGCCGAGAGGAGAAAAUGCUGCUGCACUCCCUGAUGCAGAGUCUACGGAAUCGGUCCGCGCUCCCUGAAAGAGCGGCGGCCAUGCUGUCUGCACACUGCAUAGCCACCAAAAGCGUGGCGUGCACGUGGCUGGGCGUGGGUCACGCUGAGUCCUGA
Emiliania huxleyi CCMP1516 is the source of this 1470-nucleotide messenger RNA. RefSeq lists its product as hypothetical. The record is from RefSeq and is a predicted model, not a curated record. NCBI's taxonomy places the organism in Eukaryota, Haptophyta, Isochrysidales, Noelaerhabdaceae. Bases 1 to 1470 code for a protein of 489 amino acids. The transcript has a single exon.